This is a messenger RNA of Trachymyrmex cornetzi, 3504 nucleotides long. RefSeq names its product TLE family member transcriptional corepressor groucho (gene gro). Gene Ontology annotation, biological process: regulation of DNA-templated transcription; negative regulation of canonical Wnt signaling pathway. The transcript has 16 exons. Gene Ontology annotation, molecular function: transcription corepressor activity; protein binding. Gene Ontology annotation, cellular component: transcription regulator complex; nucleus. The record is from RefSeq and is a predicted model, not a curated record. The coding region runs from base 793 to 2847 and encodes 684 amino acids. Lineage: Eukaryota; Metazoa; Arthropoda; Insecta; Hymenoptera; Formicidae.
GGUACUACCCGGCUCGCAGUCGAGCGUCGUACGUUGCGCGGUACGGUCGCGACAUUCGCUCGCCCUCCCCGGUGUCCGACUCCGGUCGCACUCGCGGCUGUGCGCCAUACAUACACGCACACGUCUGACCUGUGUUUGACUUUGUGCACGCGUCUUUCUACGAAAGUGUCAGUGCGAGACGGAGCGAGCGAGAGAGAAAGAGGGAGAGGAAGAGAGAGAGAAAGAGAGCGAGAGCGAGAGAGAGAGAGAGGAGGGAUAUACGAGUAGAGGAAAAAGAGAUGCGGGAGGAGAGUGUACAGCAGGAAACGCGAGUGCUUUUUCGCCGCAGUGCCAAGACGGAUUAAGGACGGAGGCGCAAGCGUCGGACGGAUCUCAGGAAUCGACGAUCGUUCUGCGUAGUCGAUCUUCCGAGGAAUCGUUACUUCCGAUGGAUCCUACGAGGAACGGAGGCACUCCACAACGUGUGAAGCUUUAACAGCGGGCGAAAAAUUACGAAGAAAAGUGUCGUUCGUCGAACUUAAACGAGAUUCGUACAAAGUUUACGUUGCCAUUUCCGCGCUCGUUAAUGAAUGAGAAAAGUGUACUCGGUUCGCGAUAAUAAGGUAACCGCGAUGAAUCGCGUUGUGCUGUGAACAGUGGAUGGAGAGAAGAUCGAUCUAGGAACAGCAACCGUCGUCAAAUGGAGUUUCUUCACGCGGAUGCGUUCGAGCCCACGAAAUGGUGAAAUGAUCGUGUACUUAGUGUAUCGUGGACGCUGCAGCGAUUUCUAAGAAGCAAUUGUCCAAGACUAAGAUGUACCCCGCGCCGGCGAGACAUCCCGCCGCUCCCGGCGGCGGCGGUAGCGGCGGGGCUGCUGGCGGGCUGAAAUUCACGGUGGCGGACACUUGCGAGAGGAUCAAAGAGGAAUUCAAUUUCAUCCAGCAGCAGUACCACUCACUGAAGCUUGAGUGCGAGAAGUUAGCUAGUGAGAAGACCGAGAUGCAGAGGCACUACGUUAUGGUAAGGCACUUUUAUUACGAGAUGUCAUACGGCCUCAACGUUGAAAUGCACAAACAGACGGAAAUCGCGAAGAGGUUGAAUGCGAUAAUCGGGCAAGUGCUUCCGUUCCUGGCGCAAGAGCAUCAGCAGCAGGUGGCCAAUGCCGUGGAGAGGGCGAAGCAAGUCACCAUGUCCGAACUGAACGCUAUUAUCGGGCAGCAACAGCAGCAAGGUCUCCAACAGCUACUGCAACAGAUCCAUGCUCAGCAACUGCCUCACGGAGCGGUGGUCGGCGGUCUUCCGCCGGGCGGUCUGCUGGGCUUCGCAGGUGCGGCCGCGGCGGCCGCAGAGAGCGACGCUGAAAAGAGCGACCAGGAUCUGGUCGUCGAUGUGGCGAACGAGGAGGCGUCGUCGCCGCACGCGAACGGGGAGCACUCGGACCCACGUGAAAACGGCACCCUGGAGAAGCUGGGCGCACCGGGCCACGUUGGCGGACCGGUAUCCGGCGCGGGCUCGGCAUCCGUUAAGGACAGGCCGCCGUCGCGCAGCGGCAGCUCCUCCGCCCGUAGUACACCGUCUCUGAAAAGUAAAGAUGUCGACAAGCCGGGUACACCUGUGGCGGCGGCGAGGGGCUCGCGCAGUUGUACGCCAACUAUGGGCGGCAUCCCUGGGUCCUUGGCGCGGGUCUAUCAUCCGCCAUCGUCGCAGCAAACGCCACCGCAGGGUUAUCAGGGCUUGCCAUCCCGCGGCAAUGAGCCGCCGCAGUCGCCCUCGCCAUACAGCAACUUGCCAUACGCGCGGCCCUCCAUGAUCGGUUUCGACGGUCACAUGAGGAUACCCGCGAGUAACGGACUGAACAACAUCGCAGGUGGCAAACCGGCGUACUCCUACCAUAUGAACGGCGAGGGCCAACUGCAGCCUGUACCAUUCCCCACGGACGCUCUGGUAGGACCGGGUAUCCCGCGUCACGCACGUCAGAUUAACACCCUGACACACGGCGAAGUGGUUUGUGCCGUUACGAUCUCGAAUCCGACCAAGUACGUCUACACCGGCGGCAAAGGUUGCGUCAAGGUCUGGGAUAUCGGCCAAAGUGUCGGCAGCGCCAGCGUGAAACCAGUUUCGCAGCUGGACUGUUUGCAACGUGACAAUUACAUUAGAUCCGUGAAACUUCUGCCUGACGGGAGGACCUUGAUAGUCGGCGGAGAGGCCAGCCAACUGAGCAUUUGGGACCUAGCUAGUCCCACGCCCAGAAUUAAGGCGGAAUUAACUUCGUCGGCGCCUGCGUGUUACGCCUUGGCAAUCUCGCCGGACUCGAAAGUCUGCUUCAGCUGCUGUAGCGACGGCAAUAUCGCCGUGUGGGACUUGCAGAAUCAGUCAUUGGUCAGGCAAUUCCAAGGUCACACGGACGGGGCGUCCUGCAUUGACAUCUCGGCUGAUGGUUCAAAAUUGUGGACCGGCGGUCUUGACAAUACCGUGCGCUCCUGGGACCUUCGCGAGGGUAGGCAGCUGCAGCAGCACGAUUUCACCUCGCAGAUAUUCUCCCUCGGUUACUGCCCCACCGGCGAGUGGCUGGCCGUCGGAAUGGAGAACUCGAACGUCGAGGUACUCCAUGCUACCAAGUCCGACAAGUACCAGCUGCAUCUGCACGACUCCUGCGUGCUCUCGCUGCGUUUCGCCUCCUGCGGCAAGUGGUUCGUCUCGACUGGCAAGGACAAUCUACUGAACGCGUGGCGUACGCCGUACGGUGCUUCAAUAUUUCAGUCCAAGGAGUCGUCGUCGGUGCUGAGCUGCGACAUUUCCGCAGACGACAAGUACAUUGUGACCGGAUCCGGCGACAAGAAGGCCACUGUAUACGAAGUGAUUUACUAAGCCUAUUCCUAAUAAAGAGACUUGCCUUUCCUCCUUUAAUAACAUUAAAAUCAUGAACUUUGUUAAUGUGUAUUCUAUCCUUUCGCGAGGAAGGAAGGCGCGAAGAGAUCCCGAAAGUAGGGAUAACUCUCGGCGGCCUUAGUGCCAGUGUGGCUGAUAAAUGUGUACAUAUACGCAUACGCGAAAUUAUAUUGUAACGAAAUUACAAAUAGAAGAAUGAAACAUUGAUGUGUGUGCGCGCGCGUGUUUAUGAAUGAGCGGGAUCAGCGAUGUAUAUUAAUCUUGCACGUGCGCGUCCCGAUUUCGCGAGUGCGCGUCCCGAUUCUCCGCCGAUUUACAGUACAUACGCGUAAUAUCUGCGCGCGGACGGGACUUCUAUUUGUCACGUGUAUACAACGAGCGUACGCGUUAACGAUGGAACGACGUUCCAUCCAACCGGAGCGGUUCGCAUACGCACUAAAGUAAACGAGAAGAGCCUUCGCAAACGGUGAUGUUAGAUAUACAAGGUGAUUCUUGAUUGCACGCCGAUACCGUCGGGAAACAAGUUUAAGAGUCUAGAACAAGGCAAAAAUGCUAAACGAGCUCAAGUCAUUUAGCUUUUAGCUCUCCUGAAUGAUAAUAAAUUUUAAAAAGAUAUCUCAAGCGCUAUUUACGCUA